AUGGACCGCCUGGACGGCGCGGAGCAACGCGGCUGCCGCGCCUCGAGCUGGCGGCAGCAGCUGGACGCCCGCGCGGGCGGGGGCGAGACCCGCCGCGCGAAGGCGACGGAGGAGGAGUCGGAGGAGCUGGAGGCCCUCCAGGAGGCCAAGCGACUCCGGGAAUCACUGCACUCGGCCUGCAAGUCCCUGCAGUGCCUGCCCAACGACGAACGAUGGGCGCAAGGGCUAGCUGAUCUGGGUGGCCAGAUUCUGCUGCAGCUUUCCUCCAUCGGGGAGCUGAGCGCUUCGAUCCAAGCCGAAGAGGCCGCCCUAGAGGCAGAUCGGGCGCCCAGGUCUCUGGAGGAGCUUCAAGAGGAGGAUGCAGCUGCAGAAGCGGAGGUGUACCAAGCGCGCUACGCUUCGGCUAUGGUGAGGUUGCACCAAGAGGCGUAUCAGCAGAGCACCUUACAGCAGGAAGUGGCCGAGCUUCGCAGCCACCUGAGAAGCGAGGAUGUCGUGAAUGAGCACUUGACAACGACUUGUCGGCACCUGUCGGAGGCCUUGGCCGACUCACGGAGCCGCGAGCAAGAAAUGACGGCGGAGGUGCACGCGGCAGUCACGGCCGAAGUCUCCCGGCAGCCUUCGGCGUCCUCCGUUCUUCAGGCGCUGCUGCCAGAUUCCGACAAAGAAGCCACCAAGGGCUCCGCCAGCCAGCUGCUGGCUGCCACGCUGCGAGCGCUGGCGGCCGCCCAGCGCCGCGCCGCUGCCCACGAGGCCGCAGCCGCCGCCUGGCGCCGCCUCGCGGCCACGUCUCCAGCGCUGAAGUGCGCGCCACGGACGACGUCGCGGAAGGGGCGCGCGGAAGGACCCUCGUCGGAGCCGGGCUCCAAGCCCGUCACGCUGGCGCUGUCGGGGCGCCUAGAGGCCUACGUCUCUCAGCUGGGCGCUCAGCUGCGUGAGGGCCAUGCGGUGCGGCAGCGAGCGGCGCUGAGCGUGCCGGGGCCGUCGAAUGCGCAGGAGGGCAGAAAGGCUACGGAGCGGCAGUUGGAGGUUUGGCGCAAAGAGCUCUUCAAGACUUGUGCAGCAUGGCUUCCGGAACGGCACAGCGAUCAGCUGGCGACCGCGCGAGAACUCGCGCUGGAAGUGGAGGUGGAGGAGCUCGCGGGCAGAUAUCAAGCUUCGCAAGACCGCCUGGCCCUACUUUCCCAGCCUUCGCAUGCCCGGUUUGCACCCAGCUGCCAGCGGAGCCGUCAGCAGGUGUCGGCCCUGGAGUCCCAGCUGAGCCACACGCAGCGCGAGCUGCAGGCGGUGCUGGCCCGCGUGGCGGAGCUGGAGGCUGAGCUGGAGAGGGCAGAGGCGGCAAAGGCCUCUGAGGCCCAGAGAUCGCAGAAGGACGCCCAGCAGAUCUGCCCGGCCCUCGUGUCCCUGGCGGAUCAACUCCAGCAGAUGUCAGACGCGCGGAAGAGGUCGCAAUCUGGAAGCCUGGUGCUGGAAGAUCUGGCGAAGACCAAGCGAUGGUGUGAGCAGGUGCAGGCAGACCUGCAGCAAGCCAACCUGUCUGAGCUGAACACCUCAGACCUCGAUGGCUCUGUCCUGGGCAUGUCCCAUGACUCCACGGGCUCGUCCAGCGCGGUGCUGCAUCGGGUGGAGGCGUUGCUCGGGGUGCAGCACGAGCUCUACCAGGGCUAUCGCAACGUCACGCGGGAGAUUCACGAGCUGCAGCUCAAGAAGCAGGCGCAGGAGCAUCGGCUCUCCGAGCUCCGAAGGUCCCAGGAGAGACAGCAACUGCAGCUGCAGCAACGAGAGGCGCAGGAGGAGCAGUUGCUGCAGAAGCAGCUGGAUGCACGUCGGAAGCAGCUGGAGGAGUGUCAGAAAGCAGAUCGUUGGCGAGGGGAGGCGGAGGAGGUGGCGGCGGGUGAAGCCACGCUGCGGGCCGCGGCCACGAGGGAUCAGCGCCUCACCGAGGCGGCCACGGCGGAGAUGGCGGAGCUGGCGCAGGCACCGAUGCUGCCGGCGCUGCAAACUGCGCCGCCCGGUUCGGAGGUGCGGCGAGCCUUGGCGGAGCUGCGCUUUCAGUUGGGCACCGUGCAGGGCCAGCUGCAGAGCGGCGCGGUUCGUGGCGCGCGCCUCGCCGCGGAGCUCGCAGCAGCGCAGCACCGCGGCGCAGAGCUGCGGCGGAGAGGCGCGGCGGAGGAGGCGGAAGUGGAGGAGCUGAAGCAGGAGGUGCACGCCUUGUCCUUGGCAUCUUCAGCCGCCUGUGAGCGGCGCGACGCAGAAACCAGAUUGGAGGAAAGCGAAGAGGAGAUGGAGCAGGUCCGCGGCCAGUUUCAGCACACAUCCAAAGCGUGCCAGGAGUUGGCGGAAGGGCUGCGGGCAGCACGGGGCCAGGCGCGCGAGGAGCAGCGUGUGGCGGAAGAGUUGGAGAACAGGAGCAACUUCCUGGAAUCUGCCUUGCACAGGGCAGAGGCCAGGCUUCACACGCAGGACCGUCGCUUCAAGCAGGAGCGGGAGGAGUGGCACCGCAAGCUGCGAGCUCUGCAGCAGUCGGAGGCCAACAUGAUCCGCGACUCGGCUUCUGAGCUCCACGAGGCGUCGGCGCUGAAGCAGAAAGAGGCGGAGGCGGAGACGCUGGCGGGGGAGCGCGCGGAGCUGGAGGCGGAGGCGCGGAGGCUGAGCUCCGAGCUGGAGCUGGCGAAGCGCCAGGGCGCCAUGCAGGCGAAGGAGGCCGAAGCCGCAGCCCGCGCCGCGCAGAGGGACGAGGAGGUGCUGCUGAAAGAGAUCUCUUCCGCCCGCGGCCGCAUCACUGCCAUGGCCAAAGAGAUCGACCGCCUGCGUGAGGCAAAGCCGCCAUCCGGAGGAAUGCAGCUGAGCGCGUCCUCGCAAGACCUGCGAGCCCAGCGCUCAGAGCAAGCCAAGACCAAGCAGGUCCAAAGACUUCUGGCUCAAGAGGAGAAGCAGGAAGCUGGGCUCAAGGAGAAGAUCAGCGCCUCCAAGACCAGCGCCGUGGAUCUCCGGGAGCGCGUGAAGGAGGCGGAGCAGAGGCUCCGGACAAGCCGCGAGGACGUGGAGCGCAAGAAGGCGCUGGUGGCCGCGCUGCAGAAGCGGUGCCAGGAGGAUGCCCAGCAGAGCUCCGAGGAGAUGCACCUGGAGGAGGAGUCUGCGCGGGCGCUGCAGCAGACCCGUCGGGACCUGGCGCGGAAAGAGGCCGCCAUCAAGCACCUCCAGAGCGAGGCAGAGGAGGCCAAGGCUGAGCCCGAGUCGGAGAGUGGCGUCAGCACUGCAGGAGCCAAGCUGAAAGCGGAGAUGUCGGAGAAGGACCAGGCCUUGCACCACGCGGAGGCCAAGCUGCAGCUUGUCAAGGUGCGUCUGGCUGAGCAGAUGAGCAGCGCCAAGCGCUUGUCGAUGAGCUCCGGCUCUUUCCCCCUUCGGUCAAACCUCCGGCGCUCACAGCAGUCUUGGACGGAGACAUCGCUGCACUCAGCAAGCCUGGACGCCUCGAGAAAUUCGGAUGUCCUGGCUUUGGAGCAGGAGUUGUCUGGCAUCCUGGAGGCAGGUUCGCUCUCCUCCUGGGAAGAGUCGGCCGUGCGAGAAUCUUUGGAGAUCCUGAAUCUGCAGCCUAAGGCUCGCAUCCGCGCAAAAGAGAAGAGGAAGAAGGUCAAGAAGAGCGAGAAGCUGCGAAAAGAACGGGAGGCAGCGCAGGCGGCAAAGGCUGCCAAGGCAGAGGCCAAGGCAAAGGAGAAGGAGGCAAAGGCCGCACGCGCCCCGCCGGGCCAGGCAAAGCGCGGGCGGCCGCGCAAAGCGCCGCUGGCGCCGCAAGGCGUCGCAGAGUCAGAGCCGGGUGACAGUCAGGAGCAGGCCAGCCAGCAGAUCGAGGACCCGGCACUGAGCGCGCCAAGAAGGCCGACCUUGCUGGAGGUGCCUUCCACACCCAUAGAUCAGCUGCCCCCUUUGGAGGGCUUGGCGCCAGAAGAGGUGCAGAGACUGAGCAGGCAGGAGCCGUCUGUGGAGCCCGGUGCCUCUUGCGGGCCUCCGCCGAGCUGCGUCACUGCCUUCGCGUCCCUUAUGAGGUAUGUGACAGAGGAUCUUCCUGCCGAGACAUCUGCCAGACGAAAUGCGGUGGCGAAGGUGGCCCGGCACUUGGGCACCCACCUGCCCUUGCAGGAUGUGAACCAACUCUUGCGGCAGGUUCAACUCCAGAUGAUGGAGAAAUCUGGGCUUUCCGCAUCGCGCCUGGCUCCGGCAAAAGCAGCGCAGGUUGAGGCGAUGCCGGCUGAAGGUCCCGAGCUGGGGCUUCUGCCAGGCGUGGAGCCGGAGACGGAGAGUCUGAAGGCAGUGUGUAAGUUCAUUGAGCGCCACCCGCUGAGCGGCAGUCGGGACAGCAUGAAGGAUUUCAGGACCUUCGUGGCAGAGCUGGUGUCCGUUGAGUCCCCGGAGUGGCAGGCGGCGUGGCAGCUGGGCUUGGGCAAGUUGCCGGACCAGGAGAGGGACAGGGCGAAUCUGAUGCUGGUCACUACCAUGCUCGCCUUCUCCACUGACCCGGAUGCGGAUCGUCGCGAGCGCUUGUCGAAGGCCUUGGCGGACUUCGUAAGGUCGCACAAGGUGAAGCUGCGGACCCUGGAGGAGGCUGUGGUUGAUGCCGUGGACCAGGUCCAGGGCUGUUUUCGGUACCUCUCCGAGCUGGAGCAGGUGAUCUCAAGCCUGCUGGCCUAUUUGUACCCUGCGGCCAGCAACGCUGGAUACGGUUGGCGCCGGCCCGGUUGGUCCUUUGCAGAUUGGAUGCGGAUGGUUGAGAAAUUGCUGGGCCGCCUCGAGGAGACCGCGGCGGUAGAGCUUCUGGAGCGGACAUUGUAUCUGCUGGAGGCAAGCUGGCUGUGGAAGCUGUCGAAGAUGUCUACUGAAAUUCACUGCUAA
This is a messenger RNA of Effrenium voratum, 4890 nucleotides long. The record is from the annotation of a GenBank genome assembly. Lineage: Eukaryota; Dinophyceae; Suessiales; Symbiodiniaceae.